UUGUUGUCAACGCGUUGCUAUGGAGCCGCUGGAGGUUUAAACGACAAAGAAAUCAGGAACUUCCGCUGCUCGACCCGCCCUCAGGUGGAUAAACGUGAUUUUAACGUGUUAUAAAAGUUUAAAAAAGCGUCUUAGUUUUAAAAAGCGUCUUCAAUGGACGGACUGGACGUUUUACGACAGCGUAACAAGGACUUAUUGGACCAGCUGAAGCGGCUGAGCGGCUGCAGUCAGAGCCGCAAGAGGGACCGAGAGGACGAGGCUGAGGAGAGCAGAGAGCCCGCACAGCUCCUCCGCACCCUGACCGAUGGAGACCGCGGCGCGGGCAGGGCUGCCCUCGCCAGACCCACCGUGAGACUCGCGGAUAUAUGUGAAGGACAAACAGGCAUCCGGAGCAAUAUUACAACGCCACCUUUGACCUCCAAACAGAGUGGACGCUCUGCUGAACAUACGACACCGUCUGACCUUUUCAAAGACAGCGACCGACAUCUGCGAGUCCACAACAGGCCGCAGGAUGCGAGGCCCAAGUCCUGUUUAGUAAGUCACAGCAAAGAACAGAGGGAAGUGCGGAAUCGGGUCACAUUUCAGUCUAAUGAACAUGAAGAGACAUCCGCCUCAGAGAGUCAUCAUCACAUGCAGCCUUUACUCGGUUAUGACUGGAUAGCAGGAGUCCUGGAUGCUGAGGACUCUUUGAUAGAGCGCUCUGAUGAGUUCUUCAAUGACCUGUGCACAUUUCGAUCACUCAAUAAAGACGAGUGUGUCCACAGCCUGCAAGCAGAAUUUGCUGAGGAGAAUCAGUCAGUCCUGCCGCUGCAAACAGACAAGAACGUCCCGGAGGCUAAGACGGACACUCAUCAAUGUACCUUCUCAUACAGGAUUAACAGCAGACUGUUCCCCGUCCCACUUCACUCUCAGGAAUCCUGCCCGGUCUGCAGAAAGCAUAAAACCUCGCACCCACACACUGUUGCUGAACCAGCUCUCAUCAGGGUCAGCAUCCCUCGCUCCGCCCUCUUGCCAUCUUACAAAUACAAAGCUCAUCGGCGGAGCAGUUUUGAUCCUUCUGAUAGUCUGGGGUUACCGUCGCACUGUCUCUCAGGCUGGUCAAACAAAGGUCAGAGCUCACUGCCGCCACCCAGCAGCCUUGACCUGCGGAGCAGUCUGAAUACAAAGAACAAAGAGCUGGAGGGCUGAAAAACACUGUAGAAGCUGAGGACAAUGUACUGUAUAGAAGAUGCAAGUCACAGGAAACCACAACCACCUCUCACAUAAUGUAGCAAUCCCACCGAUGACACGUCAGUGUUUUCCAGUUUGUGUCACUGCUCUGAGGACAGCUCUUUGAGAACUGAGGUGGCAUCAUGUCAUGGCGAGGGUAUUGAUCAUUUCUCUUUAAUAAAUCUUCCAACAUGAGACAUCUUGGACUACACUUUUUCUCUCCACUGACUUUUUUCACUGAUGAAUAAAGUACUGCAAAGAUACGCUAAUGUAGUUCCUGCUGUCUCUACUUUGAUGUUUUGUACCGACUUUUCCAAAGAAUAGCACCAUAUGUCGGUUAUCUGGUAGACAAACUGGUGAUCUUUAUCGCAGACCAGCGACAUGACACCAGAGUAAAGCUGUGAAGAUGAGGCUUUGAGAUACUACAUCUUGUCACUGCAAACAGCUGUUGAGGGAAAUUACGCUUCUCAAGAUUGUUUUAUCAUCAUAUCUUCAAUUGGUACGCAUGUUUUCAUGCGGUUUUAAUGAUGCUUGAUGCAGAUUAAAAAGAUGAUUUAUCUGAGUGGUAAAUAGAGUCCUCAGAUAACGACGACACUAGUGUCUCUUCCAGGUGUAAGUCCGAUUUCACUGUAAUGUGCUCCUAGGAGGAAAACAGGAUUUGAAACCUGCCUAAGACCUGUAAAACACCUGUUUCAGAUAUACAUUGUCAUUGUUCACAUGGUAAUGAGCACGUGUUGUAAGCCCUGACUGAUAUGAACAUCUGCACUAUAAGAAUUAAAGGAACUAAAGCAAAAA
Molecule: messenger RNA, 2004 nt
Organism: Larimichthys crocea (large yellow croaker)
Lineage: Eukaryota; Metazoa; Chordata; Actinopteri; Sciaenidae
Gene: miip
Product: migration and invasion inhibitory protein
Exons: 9
Coding region: 154-1188 (344 amino acids)
Biological process (GO): negative regulation of G2/M transition of mitotic cell cycle; negative regulation of cell migration
Source: RefSeq, a predicted model, not a curated record